AGUGGGCUUCGAUGAACAAACAGGUAACAUUUACAAGUCGAGCCGUCAAAGGAAUCCACAGGUGUCGUAUGUUCUAGUAUAUGAUUAGCCUUUGACAGAGCAUUUUCCACGAUGUCAAGCCUGCCGUCGGCUUGCACGGUUGCACCUGAUUCGUUCUACUGAUGUCACAGACAAAUCGCAGAAUUUUGCACUUGAUACGCGUACGUGCGUACCAUUAACCAUUCUGUCUGCUACUCCCUUUUAAGGCACCAAGGGCUCCCUUGAUCCCCGCACGUCGUCACUCCUUGCCGCCCUGUAGCAUGCCAACCAUGUCACGCACGACGCCGUCGAGCCCGUUGACGCGCGCCACGCCCCCGCUCUCCCCGACGGCCGGCGGCACUCCGAGUCGCCUGGCCGUCGCGCCGGCCUCCCCGUCCACCCCGCAGUGCGCUAUUCCGGCGUCGCCCCACACGCCGGGCAGGGCCAGGGCGAGCGCUCCCACCCCGCCGCCGGCCACGCCGCGCACACCGCGCCCGGAGAUCACGCUCCGUCAGCCGGCGUCGCAGGCGUCACAGAAGCGCGCGCCCGCCGCCGUCCGGAAGCCGUCGCGAGCGCUCCGCGCGAUCCGCGCGCUGAUUCGGUCGCUGCCCAUCGUCGCACCCGCGGCGUGCCGCCCGGCGUCCGCGCUCCCGCGACGCUACACCAAGCCGCACGACGGGCACGGCGGCAGCGGCGGCGCGCGCGUCACCGGCACGUUCUACGGGCACCGCCGCGCGCGCAUCACCCUCUCCGUCCAGGAGCGCCCCGGCAGCCUCCCGUCGCUUGUGCUCGAGAUCGGCGUGCCCACGGGGAAACUCAUGCAGGAGCUUUCCGCCGGCGGGCACGUCCGCAUCGCCCUCGAGUGCGAGAAGAAGUCCAAGAAGUCGACGCUGCCGGAAGGCGGCGGCGGCGGCAACGUGAGCCUGCUGGAGGAGGCGAUGUGGACGGCGUACGUGAACGGGCGGCGCGUGGGGUACGCGGUGAGGCGGGAGGCCUCGGAGGGCGACCUCGCCGUGAUGCAGCUCCUGAGUACGGUCUCGGUGGGCGCCGGCGUGCUACCCGGGGACGUGGUGGACGCGCCAGCCGGGUCGGAGGCCGACGGCGAGGUGGCGUACAUGCGCGCCGGGUUCGACAGGGUGGUCGGAAGCAAGGACUCCGAGUCGUUCUACAUGAUUAACCCGGAGGGGGUUGCCGGCGGUGGCACGGAGCUCAGCAUAUUUCUUGUCAGGGUGUAGACACGUCUAUGAGAAUUUCGUUUUAUUUUACGAUUGCGUUUGAAUGUAGAUUUGGAAUGGGAAAAGGAAUGACAUUUUUUUGAUAA
This is a messenger RNA of Sorghum bicolor (sorghum), 1339 nucleotides long. RefSeq names its product protein MIZU-KUSSEI 1. NCBI's taxonomy places the organism in Eukaryota, Viridiplantae, Streptophyta, Magnoliopsida, Poales, Poaceae. Bases 300 to 1253 code for a protein of 317 amino acids. Gene Ontology annotation, biological process: hydrotropism. The record is from RefSeq and is a predicted model, not a curated record. The transcript has a single exon.